This is a messenger RNA of Triticum turgidum subsp. durum (durum wheat), 1296 nucleotides long. Lineage: Eukaryota; Viridiplantae; Streptophyta; Magnoliopsida; Poales; Poaceae. The record is from the annotation of a GenBank genome assembly.
AUGGAUCUCCUGAGGAAGGAGCUGGAGAAGAAGCGGAAGGCGGCGACGGCCGACUUCGGCGGUAAGAACUUUGUCCGGCGGUCGGAGCUGGAGGACAAGCAGCUCCAGAAGCGCCGCCAGAUCCCCGCCAAGGUUCCUUCUGUGCCCACCCCCAACUCCUCCGCCGCCUCCGACCCUACCAACUCCAACGCCGACCCCGCCCAGGCCGGGGGCGGGAACCCUAACCCUAGCUCCUCCGCCGCCGCGGCCUCUGUUCCACCCGCCCUCGCGGGGAAGAAGGCCCCGCCGGAGGAUACGCUCCACUCCGAGGAGCGCCGCAUUGAUGAGCUCGUCCUCCCGCGGAACGAGGUCAUGCGGCGCCUCCGGGUGCUCCGCGAGCCGGUCACGUUAUUUGGGGAGGACGACGCCGACCGCCUUGAUCGCCUCAAGCUCGUGCUCAAGUCCGGAGCGAUUGACGACAUUGACGACCUUGAGAUGACAGAGGGGCAGACCAACGAUUUCCUCCGUGACAUGAUUGAGCUCCGCAUGCGGCAGAAGGCUGGUCGAGACGCCUAUGGCAAGGGCAAAGGCAAGCGUGUAGGUGCUGGUGAUGGAGGUGAGGGCGGCGCCCUGGGAGACGAUGUGGAUGAAGGGGACGGGGAUGCCCGGAGGAGUGGGGAUGAUGCUGAUGCAGACAAGGACUCAAAGCGAAUGAAGACCAAGUUUGAGGAGCUUUGUGACGAAGACAAGAUCUUAGUCUUCUUCAAGAGGUUGCUCAAUGAGUGGAACCAGGAGCUGGAUGAUAUGACAGAGCUGGAGAAGCGUUCGGCAAAGGGAAAGUCAAUGUUUGCAACGUUCAAGCAGUGUGCGCGGUAUCUCAGUCCCCUGUUUGAGUUCUGCAGGAAGAAGGUUCUUCCCGAUGACAUCCGUAAAGCAUUGCUCUUUAUUGUGGACUGCUGCAUGAAGCGUGAUUAUUUGCAAGCAAUGGACCAAUACAUCAAGCUGGCCAUUGGCAACGCGCCAUGGCCUAUUGGAGUCACUAUGGUUGGUAUCCACGAGCGUUCUGCCCGAGAGAAGAUUUACACGAACAGUGUGGCUCAUAUCAUGAACGACGAGACCACUCGCAAGUACCUUCAGUCGAUCAAGAGGCUCAUGACCCUUUGCCAGCGUCGUUAUCCUGCUCUGCCCUCCAAAUCAGUGGAGUUCAACAGCUUGGCAAAUGGGAGUGACCUGCAGGCCCUUCUAUCGGAGGAGAAGAAUCCGACGAAAGGUCCUUCUGAGGACAGGCUCCGGCUGAUGCCAGCAUCAAAAGAGUGA